Phytomonas sp. EM1 is the source of this 824-nucleotide messenger RNA. The record is from the annotation of a GenBank genome assembly. Lineage: Eukaryota; Euglenozoa; Kinetoplastea; Trypanosomatida; Trypanosomatidae.
CCAUGUCCGAUGCGGAUAUUUUACUCUUGACGUUAGAAGUAGAGGCCGCUGCCGCGCGUAACGCUAAUUUGUCCUUGGCACUUGAGAGAUUGCAAUCGCAGCUUGAAUGUAGUGGUAGAAAUAUCAGUGAUAGUCAUAGAAUUGAUAGUGAUUUAUCCCGUUUGGACAGUCAUGUCGUCCUGCCUCUACGCCCUGCCGCAACUUCAUGUGCCAGCACGCAAACCUCAAGAUUUUAUACUGAGGGCGAGGAAGCUGACAGAAGAAGAGUCUUAGCAAGACUAAAUGAUGCACUUCAGGAUAUUGUGGAAUGUAUAGCCUUGGUGCGACCUUCAAAUAGAGUCAGCGAGCCUGAACGGCAAUCAGGAUCUGAGUAUUAUGCGAUUGAAAAGCUUGCUAAUACGAUUGCAUCUCACAUCACGAAUCUUAAGGAGGCAUGCAAAGCACGAAUCACAGGCCUUGAGGGGCAGAACAUGGAAUUGAAAAAAGUUGUUGACAUCCAGCGGAAUCAGAUAAAGAAUGAUGCUUUGGUGCAUAAAGAGAAGCUUAGAUCUCUUGAAGAGAAGAUUGUUGCCCUUCAGACUCAACAUGAUUUACUUCAGGAUCAACAGACUCACUCUUUCCAGCAAGGCAACUCGAACACGCUCAGUGAGAAUGAGCGGCUAAAAUUACACAACGAGGCCCUUACUAGCGCAUUGGAAAAGCUGCAGCAUGAAAUGACCUACGUUCUUCCAAAAGGUGUCAAUCUAAAUCCGCAAAGUUUUUGAUAACUUUAGAAUUAGUUCAAUCAAGGAAUCUGACUGAGCUUGUCUGAGGUACUUUGACGA